Messenger RNA from Monodelphis domestica (gray short-tailed opossum), 4832 nucleotides. It is a transcript of the gene GPR45, whose product is annotated as G protein-coupled receptor 45. Gene Ontology annotation, molecular function: G protein-coupled receptor activity. Gene Ontology annotation, cellular component: membrane. Gene Ontology annotation, biological process: G protein-coupled receptor signaling pathway. Lineage: Eukaryota; Metazoa; Chordata; Mammalia; Didelphimorphia; Didelphidae. The record is from RefSeq and is a predicted model, not a curated record.
CUGGGGUGUAGUCAGCACUGAUCUUUUCCUUUCUGCCAAACACCUUGGAAGGACAAGGUUAGAAUUCUGAAGAGAAAGAUGAGGAAGACCCUUAGGAGAAUUAUUUCCAUGAGAAAAUAAGGGUGAAGCUGGCAUGAAAGACAAUUCCUAAGAGACACAAGAACAAGAGCUGGAAAUUUGUCUCCUAGUAGUCAUGGGGGAUGAAGAAGUGGUCACAGUUCCCAGGAGAUAACAGAAUGGAGGCUACAAUCAAUUGUCACCAAAAAAGAAUCUUGCAAGUCGAUGAUUUAUGAAUAUCGUUUCCCAACUAGCCUUUCAUGUAUGAAACAGAGCCUCCCCAAAGACUUUUCUUUUUCUCUGUUAAGGCCUAACAGAGGUCUAUAGGUGUGCCACCAAACAAUGCAUCCAGCAAAUCAAAAAUGGCAGCUACCAUGGUAGGUUAAUGGCAACCCUUUCUGCUAUGGUUAGCCUGCCUGAAACAUUUCCUCAAUGAUGGCUUGCAAUAAUACUCCCUUGGAGACUUAUGAUUCCCUCUUGCUAAACAUGAGCAGCCUGUCUCCAGCAUCCAGAUCCGUAGUUUUAUCCACCCCCUUCAGGAUUCUGUUGGCUCUAGUCAUGAUGCUGAUGAUUGCCAUUGGGUUCCUUGGCAAUGCCAUUGUCUGCCUCAUCGUGUACCAGAAGCCCGCCAUGCGCUCCGCCAUCAAUCUGCUCCUGGCCACCUUGGCCUUCUCCGAUAUCAUGCUGUCUUUGUGCUGUAUGCCUUUCACGGCCGUCACCAUGAUCACUGUGAACUGGCACUUUGGAGCCUACUUCUGCCGCUUUUCCGCCAUGCUCUAUUGGUUUUUCGUCUUGGAAGGCGUUGCCAUCUUACUAAUCAUCAGCGUGGACCGGUUCCUUAUCAUCGUCCAGCGCCAGGACAAACUGAAUCCCCGCAGGGCCAAGAUGAUGAUCGCAGCCUCCUGGGCGCUCUCCUUUUGCAUUUCCUUCCCCUCCCUGGUGGGCUGGACUUUUGUGGAAGUCCCUACCCGUGCCCCUCAGUGCGUGCUGGGUUACACGGAGUUCCUAGCUGACAGGGCUUAUGCUGUGAUCCUAGUGGUGACGGUUUUCUUUGUGCCGUUUAUCAUUAUGCUUUAUUCCUACCUCUGUAUCCUAAACACUGUGCGCAGGAACGCCAUCAGGGUCCACAACCACACGGAGAGCCUGGGCCUGAGUCGGGAGAGCAAGCUAGGGCUCAUGGGUCUCCCCAGGUCCUACCCCCUGAACGUCGACAUGAGCUUCAAAACAAGAGCCUUCUCCACCAUCUUGAUCCUCUUCAUUGGCUUCUCCUUCUGCUGGCUGCCUCACACCAUAUACAGCCUCAUGUCUGUGUUUAGCCGCAAGUUUUACUAUAGCUCUUCUUUCUACAUCACCAGCACCUACGUUCUGUGGCUCAGUUACCUCAAGUCCGUCUUCAACCCAGUCAUCUACUGCUGGAGAAUCAAGAAAUUCCGGGAAGCUUGCGUGGAGCUUCUCCCCAAAACGUUCAAGAUCCUGCCCAAAGUGCCAGGACGGACCACGAGGAGAAUCCAGCCAAGCACCAUCUACGUGUGUAAUGAGCAUCAGUCAGCAGUUUAGGGAGGACCCGCCGGAAAAGACCCAGCAAUCAGUCCUGGAAAGGAAUUUCUCUCUUGCUCUCCAGAUCUAACAGCGCUAAAGGGUUGGCCGCCUUUUGUGGUCAUUAUGUACUAAGUCUUCAUUAGUUAUUCAGCUAAAUGACCCUCUGCCCCAAAUUGGAGCAGGAUACAAUAGUCAACCACUUUGAUUCAAGAAACCCCAGCUGAAUACAUACUAUCUAGAAGAAACUGCAGGAGACGCCAGAGAGAGAAGGCAGAUCAUUUUGUGUUGUAUGGGAAAGAGUCCUGGAUCUGAAAAAGAGGACUUGGAUUCAAACUCUGAUUUAAGCAGACUGUUAUGAAAGUCUGGACCCCAAUUUCCUCAUCUAGAAAAUGAUAGGGGGCUUGAAGAAGAUGACCUUCAAGAUCCCCUCCCCUUCCAAAUCUACUGUUUGAUUAAUAAAAGAAGCCUUGCUCUUAAGGAGUUUACAAUCUGGUAAAAAGUCUAGGUCGAUGACUCAUUCAUUGCAAUUAACAUGUUCUAGGGCAGCUAGGGAGCACGCUGGAUAGAGCACCAGCCUGGAGUCAGGAGGUUCAAAUCUGGCCUCAGACACCGGGCAAGUCACAACCCUAAUUGCCUAACCCUUACCAUUCUUCCACCUUAGAAUCAAUACUAAGGCAGAAGGGAAGGGUUUAAAGACAAAAAAGUAACAUGGUCUGAUGAAAACUGCCAAACAUUUUUUUAAUAAUGUGUGUGUGUGUGUGUAUGUUUGGAAGGAAGUUGAUUUUUGUAAAGAUAGUUUAGUUUUGUUACCCUAGCCCUCUUCCUAAUCCCCCCUUUUCCAGAGAAACCCAUGGUGCCAUAAUGUAACAAUAUGAAAAUAUUCAAGGAAACCAGUUGGGUCAGUAUGAUGUCAUGGUUUUAAUUUUCUUUUUAAUUGCAAUUUCCCUCCUUUUGUAGCACUUUUAAAAUUUAUACUAAGAACAAAAUUUACCCAAGUCUGACAUGGUAUCCAUUUCCAAGAGUUGCCAUAUUGAAAACCUUUAUGACCAAUACUUAUGUAGUUGAGUAGCAUAGUUAGCCUCUAGCUUUCCACUUCAGUCAGUCAACAAACAUUUAUUUUUUGGGUACCAUGUUAGGUACUGGGGAUACAAAUACAAAGAAUGAAAUAAUCUGUACUCAGUUGCUGAUAUAUAAUGGUCUUUAAAAACAUAGAGUCUAUCCUAGGGAAGCAUGAUGGCACAUGUUUAGCUUCUGACUUGCCUUAUCUGAAUACACAUGUAUAUACCAUGAUGCCUUUCUUUAUACUUGGUCACAAGAAAGGUAUAGAUAACACAGUGACCUCUUAUUAAGAACUUCUUAUUCUCAUGGAGUAAACUCAGUUUACCUUCUAUGUCUUUUGCACUCAUCUCUGUUUCUCCCCUUCCUCCUUCUUCUGAGCUCCCAUUCUUCUCCCCUCUCUUUUUUCUUAUUCUCUUCCUUUUACUCAAAAGAAUCCUUUUAUUCAUUAACUCAUAUAACAAAAAGAAAUCAUAUUUCUUAGUUUUUCAGUGUUUUUUUUCCCCUCUGGCUUUUAGGAGGGGGAAUAGUAGUAGUCAUGUACGAGUUGCUUCCUUUUCCAUUCUCCUUCCUCAGUUUUUGAGGCUGUUGGUGUCUAGGCCAAUGUCUUUCAAGAGCACAAAAUUCACCUUGGGGUAAGAAUUACUGCUUCUAAGGAGAGGAACUUCUUAGACUAGUAUGUUCACUUCUACCCUCUUCCUACCUCCAUCUCUGAGCAUUCCUCUAUUUUCUAGAUUGCCCUUCACCUAGAUAGCCUACUCUUCAGAAGCCCAAGCACAUCUUGGGGCCCUGGCCAAUUAUUUGCUUUUUGCCUAUUGGUCCUUCAUGCUAAUGUAAUAUGUGGCAGGACUGAUCAUUCCAAGUUUUGCCAGGAGGCAUUUGGUUAAGCUUUCCUUUGCUUGGAUUAUAGGGACAUGAGUCCCAUUUAUAGGUUCAGGUUCAGGUUUAGGCUGAACAGCAUAUUUAAGCUAAAAUUUCCUACUUAGCUAUAGCACAUAUGUGCUUGGAGAUCUUGCAGCAGUCAUAUAACUUCUCUACACAUCAGUUUUCUAAUUUGUUAAAUGAACUCGAUGAGCUCUUCAAGUGCUAAAAUUCCACGAUUCAGUGGGUCAAAAUCUCACAUGAUUUCUAAUUUAGAUAGAUCUCAGAAUAAGCAUAGCCCAGAAUUAGCUCUACAAUGAAAAAACGCUAAAGCUGAGUUUACAUUUCAGUUUCUGUCCUAAAAUCUUGCUAAGGAAUAUAGUCUAACCCUUUUUUUUUCCUUCUGUGAAUAAAGAACAUGCAGAGAAGCAUUGAUCCUUGGCCGUUUCCUCAUUCUACAUAUCAUUCUUUCCCAUGAAGUAAUUUUAUUAUGAAAAGUAUUUCAUUUAGUCUCAUCUAUUUAAACAGGAUUCAUCAUGAAAAUGAGUUGAUACCUUUUAUCACCAACUACAUUAACAUCCACAUGCAGAAAGAGAAAAGACAAGUCCUGUUUGCUAUGGAGAAUUGCCCUAUGAAGUAUUCAAAGCAGUUUGACUCUAUCUUGUCCUGAAUGCCAACAUAGCAUUGGGCAGUGUUUUUCCUUGUAGAUGCUUUUUGAUGGGGGCUUAAGGAUUCAGCCUAAUUUUUUGGGAAGUGUCAGAAGACAGAGUAGCUGCAUAUUUCAUAUCUGUCCCCAAGAACUAGACAAUUGUAUCCUUAAAUGAAUGCUCUUGAGGGCACCUCAGUAGCACAGUGCAUAGAGUGCCAGGCUUGGGGAGGACCUGGGUUCAAAUUUGAACUCAGACACUUCAUAGCUGUAUGACCUGGGGAAAGUCACUUAACCCCAUUUGCCUAGCUCUUGCUGCUCUUCUGUCUUAGAACUGAUAUUAAGACAGAAGGUAAGAGUUUGAGAGAGAGAGAGAGAGAGAGAGAGAGAGAGAGAGAGAGAGAGAGAGAGAGAGAGAGAGAGAGAGAGAAGGAGAAAGAGGAGAGAGGGAGAGAGAAGGGAGAGAGAGAAUGUUCCUGGUGAUAACCUCAGAUGAAAUACAGAUAUUUGGGAAAAGUUUAAUUUCCUCAGAUUGGAAAGAAGGUUUAAUUUCCCCAGGUUAUAUCCAACAGUGUUGUGUGGUUUAUGGUUGAAUAUUUUUAAAAGUAAUGUGUAUGUCCCAAAGAAAUCAUCUUGUAUGUGUCCUAAAUAAAGUAUUGUUGUCCUAUGGUCA